Messenger RNA from Scophthalmus maximus (turbot), 2140 nucleotides. RefSeq names its product tyrosine 3-monooxygenase/tryptophan 5-monooxygenase activation protein, epsilon polypeptide 1 (gene ywhae1). NCBI's taxonomy places the organism in Eukaryota, Metazoa, Chordata, Actinopteri, Pleuronectiformes, Scophthalmidae. Gene Ontology annotation, cellular component: cytoplasm. The record is from RefSeq and is a predicted model, not a curated record. Gene Ontology annotation, biological process: signal transduction. The transcript has 6 exons. The coding region runs from base 16 to 993 and encodes 325 amino acids.
CAAAGCUGUUGAUUCAUGCGCGUAUAUGCGCAGUACCCGGAUGAGGUUGGUCGCCAUUUUUACAACAUCCCAGCGCAGCGCUGCCGGUGGGAGGGAACACCAGUCAUCGACUCUCGCUGUUGGACUGUACGAGCCGCCGACAGACCUGGCACGCCACCGUGUUUCUUCACGCUAAACAUUCGCCAGUUCGACUUGUUCGCCACUCAGCCAGCAUCCCCGCGCGCGAUGGACGACAGAAACGACCUAGUGUUCCAGGCGAAGCUCGCCGAGCAGGCGGAGCGAUACGACGAGAUGGUGGUUUCUAUGAAGAACGUGGCGGGCAUGGAAGGCGAUCUCUCGGUGGAAGAGAGGAACCUGCUGUCAGUGGCCUACAAGAACGUGAUCGGAGCCCGGAGAGCCUCCUGGAGGAUAAUCAGCAGUAUCGAACACAGGGAAGAGAGCAAGGCCGGAGAAGAGAAACUGAAGAUGAUCCAGGAUUACAGGCAAACGGUUGAGAAGGAGCUGAAGACGAUUUGUGGUGACAUUCUGGAUGCACUGGAAAGGCACCUACUCCCCUCUGCUGCUGUGGGAGAGUCCAAGGUCUUUUACAACAAAAUGAAGGGCGACUACCACAGGUACCUGGCAGAGUUUGCCACUGGCAACGAAAGAAAGGAUGCGGCAGAGAACAGCCUGGUGGCCUACAAAACCGCUACCGACCUUGCCAUGUCGGACCUGCCUCCCACGCACCCCAUUCGCCUCGGCCUUGCCCUCAACUUUUCCGUCUUCUACUAUGAGAUCCUCAACUCACCUGACCGUGCAUGCAGGUUGGCGAAGGCUGCAUUUGAUGACGCCAUCGCAGAACUGGACACAUUGAGUGAAGAUUGCUACAAGGACUCCACACUUAUCAUGCAGUUGUUACGUGACAACCUGACACUAUGGACUUCAGAUAUGCAGGGAGAAGGUGAAGAACAGAAUAAAGAGGUACUGCAAGACGUUGAAGAUGACGCCCAGUGAGACUCUGCCACCAACCGCCAACAACUUGAGACCCUCCCCUCACCACCUCACACUCCUCGCCCCCUCUCCCUUUCCCCCCCUUCUCUCUCCCCUUUCUGCGGGUCACCUUCCUCUUCCUCCUCUCCCUUCACCCUUUUUUUCCUUUUCUUCCACCUCUGCAGCUCUGUGACCCAGCAGGUCUAUGGAGUGAACAGGUUUAUUUUUCUCUUCUUUUUUAUUUUUAUAUUAGCCCUUACAUCAUUCAAGUAAAUACCACUUAAUUGAGACAGGAAAUACGAUGUUAGAAAGACAAAGAUAAUAAAGAGUCCCUGAUUUAUUUUUUUUGUCCUGGUACAAGCAGUUCUGGGAGGUUAUCUUUGUUUCAUUAUUGUAUUUUUGUUGGUUUUGUUGCUUUUUCCUCAAUAUUUUUAUCAGUUGCUGGAUGUAUUGAGAUUUUUUUCUUAAUGUAAUUACAGAAAUUAACUUUUAUUACUGAUAAUGUUGACUUAGUUAUGGGUUAUGGGAGCUAUUUUAUCUCUGUUUUUAGUGAAAUGUUGAAUGCGAAUCAUUAUAUCUUUUUUAUGGGCAAUUUGAAAAACUACAAGUGCCCUUUUUGUUAACUUAGGUUUUCAGAGGAAGUUGGCCAAAUUCGCGAUAUCCACGUGGGACAAAGAAGUGCUUAACUCUUACACCAUAGUGAUUCUGUUGUAAUGUUCUCGUAGUUGUCCUUGGACUGUACUUUGUGCUGAAAUACUGUAAGUGUGCACACAUGCUGAAUCCCUGAAGGUCGAAUAACGCCCUUAGCCGGUGGUUUUAAUUUUUGAAAACUUGGGAGAUUUCUCACUUGUGUAAACGACGAGUGUCAAUUUGGCCCCGCUCCGUGACAGAGAGCCCUAAAAUCACGAUUUGUCAGCGCUUGCAUGAGUUAACACAUCUCUGCUGCUUCUCCCCCUACUCCUCACUAAAGCUCCUCUUGGUCCAGAGGUUUCCUUUCUUUUUGCCCGUUUCCUUUGUCUCUCUUCUCGUUUUGCUUCAUUAUGUGUAACUUGGAGCUGAUUUGUACUACUGGAUAUCUGACUGGAGCCACAGACAGGGAAUCUGUAUUGUUCUUACUGAAACACAGCAUGGAAUUAACAUUAAACAAACUAAAUUAAACAUUACAAACUGA